This is a messenger RNA of Struthio camelus australis, 797 nucleotides long. Lineage: Eukaryota; Metazoa; Chordata; Aves; Struthioniformes; Struthionidae. The record is from RefSeq and is a predicted model, not a curated record.
AGUGACCAGUUUAAGCCUGACAACAUACCUGGAAAAACAUGGAAGGUGAGCUUUCCUCUGGGCCCCGCAGGCAUCACCAAGCGGCAUCCUGGAAGUGUCUCUCACCACAAGGCUGCUUUGAAGCCUCCUCUCUCCUGCAAACAAGAGGCUGGUGGUAAAGCUGGAAAGGACAGUGGAAAGGCCAAGGCGAAGGCAGUUUCUCGCUCACAGAGAGCUGGACUGCAGUUCCCAGUGGGCCGUAUCCACAGACACUUGAAGACUCGCACUACGAGCCAUGGGCGAGUGGGCGCUACUGCUGCAGUGUACAGUGCUGCAAUUCUUGAGUAUCUCACUGCUGAGGUACUGGAGUUGGCAGGCAAUGCUUCAAAGGAUCUCAAAGUAAAGCGUAUCACUCCCCGUCACUUGCAACUUGCUAUUCGUGGUGAUGAAGAGUUGGACUCCCUUAUUAAAGCUACCAUUGCUGGUGGAGGUGUAAUCCCUCACAUCCAUAAGUCUCUGAUUGGAAAGAAGGGACAGCAAAAAACUGCAUAGAGAGGAGUUUUAACCAACCCUCUUUCUCCCUGUCAUUGUACUGUAACUGGGACAGAAGAAAUAUGGGGAUAUGUGGAAUUUUUUAAGAAAUAGUAAAAUGGAAGAGCAUAGACAAUUGACUGUAGACAUGAGAAAACAUUUGUAUGUUCUUUAGAUUCAAAGUUUGACAAAAAGUACCUUUGUCAUGUGGCAGCAAUUUGUGUGUUGAUUGGCUAGGUUUCUCCCAUGUGUUUUAUACAAAAAUGGAACUGAUAAAACCAUUUUUU